GGGGUCUGUUUUUCUUCUUUUCUUUUCUUGGCGUUCACUGCAGAAACAGCCGAAGAGAGCACCUGCAUUUGAGCUUCACUUCUCAGCAAACCGACACACACCCACACAUACACAGACACACACGAAUCACCUCGCGCGGAAGUCACUCAGCGACUUCCCUGCAUCGCACAACAACAACAAAAGGAAAAGCCCCGCAAACAAGCAUGUCGGACUGCUGGUACAUCCCGGAGGAGGUGGCGGACCGCCGUGCGGAGAACCGUCUGUCGCCCAACCAGCCCGGCAGCUACGAAGUCCUCGGCGCGGCAGGGCUCUUCUACCGCCACUUCGACCCAAAAGAAGUCAGCGACGACGUCGAGAGCUUCAUCAAGCCGCUGCUGGCGAAGCUGCACUACCAGAGCUACGACGUGGUCAACUUAAGUCCCUCCAGCCUCGGCGCCGAGAAGUUCGAGUCGCUCGCCACGAACCACUUCGCGGAGCACAUCCACGAAGACGACGAGGUUCGAUUGAUCCUCGAAGGCCAGGGCUACUUCGACGUACGCGACGCGCAGGAUCGCUGGGUGCGGGUGCUGUCGAAGCCCGGCGACUGCCUCGUCGUCCCCGCCGGUAUUUACCACCGCUUCACCACGGACGAGAAUAAGUAUGUCAAGACGCUGCGCAUCUUCAAGGAGAACCCAAAGUGGAUCGCGAUUAACCGCGGCCCGGAGGCGGAGGAGACGCCAGCGCGGAAGGAGUACCUUGCCCGCAUCCACGGCCCAGUCGAAACCGCUGUCGGCCCCGUCAACAACCACAACAUCUUCUCCCUCCGCUACCCGGCUACGAUGGAUGCGGAGCUGACCGCCAUUACGAAGCGCCUGCUGGAGCAGCACAGCAAGCAGCCGGCGGCCGUCAUGCUCUUCUUGGUCGGCGCGACGGACCCGACAACGGGGGCGUCGUGGUGCCCGGACUGCAUCCCGGCAAAGGCGCAGGUUGCGGCGAAGUUCGCGGAGCUGCAGGCGAAGCUGGGCGAGACGCACGCCUUCUUUGUGCAGCUGCCGGUGGAGCGCCCGGGUUACCUCGGCAACCCGGCGUAUCCCUACCGCACGCAUCCGCUGCUGAAGCUGGCGGGGGUGCCGACGCUGAUUGUGCUGACGCCGACGAAGGAUGCGAAGGAGAAGGGCGACGUGCAGUGGGUCGAUCUGCUGGAGGUGAAGAUCUACACGCACGAGGCGAGCGAGGCAGACAUUCAGAGUCUGUAG
Molecule: messenger RNA, 1235 nt
Organism: Leptomonas pyrrhocoris
Lineage: Eukaryota; Euglenozoa; Kinetoplastea; Trypanosomatida; Trypanosomatidae
Exons: 1
Coding region: 204-1235 (343 amino acids)
Molecular function (GO): acireductone dioxygenase [iron(II)-requiring] activity
Source: RefSeq, a predicted model, not a curated record